AUGGCCACUCUCUAUCCUCCCCCCAGCAAGCGCCAAAAGGUUGCUCAGGCCGAGAAGGCUCGCGAGCAGCAAGAGAUCCAGGGUAUUCCAUCCGACUUGGGUAGUGUUCGUGUGCAAUUCUACGAUCAAGCAACCGGAAAUGCCACCGGGCCUGCGGUCUCCGUCCCAGUCGCCGAUGCGAACGUCAAGAACCUCGAGACUCUCUUGAACACAUUACAAGGAAAUGACGACGAAGGCCGAGUACCAUACCGGUUCACCCACCAGUCCGAAAAUGAAGGCGAGACAAUCGACAUUCUCUCCGACGUCUACCACUCACUCCUCCAGCCCGGAAUCAAAACAACCGAAGACACAGUCUCGCUAUACUUCACACCCCAAGCCGUCUUCCGAGUGAGAGCGGUCUCACGAUGCGCCGCCUCCAUCCCGGGACACGGCGAAGCCAUCCUAGCCACAUCCUUCUCCCCGAUCUCUUCCUCCAACAUGGUCUCCGGUAGUGGAGAUAAGACCGCCCGUAUUUGGGAUUGUGACAUGGGUGUUCCUUUACAUACCCUGAAGGGCCACACUAGCUGGGUGCUGGCCGUCGCAUACUCGCCGAACGGCGCCAUGAUCGCGACCGGUAGCAUGGACAACACUGUUCGCUUCUGGGAUGCAAAGAAGGGUCAGGCGCUCGGUGGCCCGCUCAAGGGCCAUGCGAAGUGGAUCACCAAUUUGGCGUGGGAGCCUUACCACGUGCAGGAGUCUGGACGGCCUCGUCUGGCAUCUGCGUCUAAGGACUCGACUGUGCGGGUGUGGGAUGUUGUUUCAAGAGUCAUUGACCAUGUGCUUACUGGCCACAAGUCUUCUGUUACUUGCGUGAAGUGGGGUGGUACUGGUAGGAUCUACACUGCGUCUCACGAUAAGACCAUUAAGAUCUGGAACCCCAAGGACGGAACGCUUUUGCAGACUCUGUCCGCCCAUGCUCACCGUGUCAACCACCUCGCACUGUCGACCGACUUUGCUCUCCGCACUGCGUAUCAUGAUCACACUGGCAAGGUCCCCGCGACCGAGGCGGAGAAGGUCGCUGCCGCUAAGAAGAGAUUCGAGGAGGCGGCUACAGUGAACAACAAGGUUGUCGAACGCUUGGUGUCGGCUAGUGAUGAUUUCACUAUGUAUCUGUGGGAGCCAUCUAGCUCUAACAAGCCCGUCGCUCGGAUGCUGGGUCAUCAGAAGGAGGUGAACCACGUUACCUUCUCCCCGGACAUGGCUUACAUUGCCUCGGCUGGAUUUGACAACCACGUCAAGCUAUGGAACGGUCGUGAUGGAAAGUUCAUCAACACUUUCCGCGGCCACGUGGGAGCCGUCUACCAGUGCUGUUUCUCUGCCGAUUCGCGCAUGCUGGUAUCCUCAUCCAAGGAUACUACUCUGAAGAUCUGGAACGUGCGCACCGGUAAAUUGUCAAUGGAUCUGCCUGGCCACAAAGACGAGGUCUUUGCUGUCGACUGGAGUCCCGAUGGACAAAAGAUCGGCAGUGGAGGUAAAGACAAGGCGAUCAAGAUCUGGAGAAACUAG
This is a messenger RNA of Penicillium antarcticum, 1545 nucleotides long. RefSeq lists its product as uncharacterized. NCBI's taxonomy places the organism in Eukaryota, Fungi, Ascomycota, Eurotiomycetes, Eurotiales, Aspergillaceae. The record is from RefSeq and is a predicted model, not a curated record. The coding region runs from base 1 to 1545 and encodes 514 amino acids. Gene Ontology annotation, cellular component: nucleolus. Gene Ontology annotation, biological process: ribosomal large subunit assembly. The transcript has 3 exons. Gene Ontology annotation, molecular function: protein binding.